AUGGCAUUGUGCUCUGUAGCUCAAGUUGCACUGUUUGGUUCUCCCCUCAACCUUCGACUAUACAAUCCAGCAGCGGUAAAAGUCAAGAAAUUUAUUGUUGACUGCCUAUUUAAAGAGAGUGAAGACUACUUCUACAUGUGUGCAUGUCUGUUAUGGGCUAUAUGGAAAGAAAGAAACGCUCUUGUCUUCGAGAAUCAAAAACCAAAUAUUGGACACAUCAUCAGGGAUGGUCUCUUCUGGUACAAUAGGUACAAUAUCAUGGAAGGUGAAGACAAUAAUGCAACAAGACCAGUUUCUAUGCCUCAAGUUAUUACUUCUCAACUGUCACAGUGGCUCCCUCCAAGGCAGAAUUAUGUUAAAAUUAACGUCGAUGUAGCUGUCGAAGACUUUCAUUCAUCUUGUGCAGUAAUAGCUACCAACUCGAAUGGGGAUUUCUUGCGCAGAGGAUGCCAGUUUCUGAAACAGAACAAUCCCUUAAUUGCCGAAGCUUAUGGUUUCCUCCUCGCUUUUCAAUUGGCUGAGAAAGAAGGCUUCAACAAAAUUAUUGUUGAAGGCGACUGCCAGGAAGUCGUCUAUAUCCUAAACGGUCAGACUACUAUGACACCAUGGAGAGUAUUAGGCAUUAUUGAGAGAAUUUAG
Molecule: messenger RNA, 639 nt
Organism: Papaver somniferum (opium poppy)
Lineage: Eukaryota; Viridiplantae; Streptophyta; Magnoliopsida; Ranunculales; Papaveraceae
Exons: 2
Coding region: 1-639 (212 amino acids)
Molecular function (GO): nucleic acid binding; RNA-DNA hybrid ribonuclease activity
Source: RefSeq, a predicted model, not a curated record